This is a messenger RNA of Thermothielavioides terrestris NRRL 8126, 4601 nucleotides long. RefSeq lists its product as uncharacterized. NCBI's taxonomy places the organism in Eukaryota, Fungi, Ascomycota, Sordariomycetes, Sordariales, Chaetomiaceae. The transcript has 11 exons. The record is from RefSeq and is a predicted model, not a curated record. Bases 171 to 4601 code for a protein of 1476 amino acids.
CUUCCCCAACCCACGUGACGACAAUCCUAACCAACCUAGAACUUUAGGUAUUCCGUGUUGCUACCCAAUUUCCUUCCUCAGCCAUGCAUUCACGUCCACCUCACGACACCCCGCCAUCCUAAUCAUCAGAAAAUCGCUUUUGCAGUGAAGCCCCAAAGCUUGCUGACGCCAUGGCUGCCCCGCGCGAAAGCUGGUCCCUGACCGAGCACCUCCUCGCAACGCAGGAGGCCCUCUACAAGUCGGCGACGCAGCACCCGUUCCUGCUCGCCGGCGCCGAGGGCCGCCUGCCGAAGGACAAGCUCAGCCGCUGGCUCGCCAACGACAGGCUGUACAUCCAUUCGUAUAUCCGUGCGGCUGGCCAGCUGCUCGCGUCGAUCGACCUGCCUCAGCAGAUCGCCCAGUCGCAAGAGGCAUUCGAGACGCAGCUGGCCGACUGGCUGAUUGAGGCGCUCGUCGCCAUCCGCAAGGAGGAGCGCUUCUUCAUCGACGUUGCAAAACGCUACGGGUUGGGCAUUGAAUUAGUGAUCCCGCUGCCUCCUGCCUCGCAAACCGCCGCCGCCGCCCAGGACUCUACAGGCAGCAACGCGCCGAGCACUGGCACCGACCAAGGCGGAAAACUCCCCGGCCUUACCCUCUUCGAAUCCAUUUUCGCUUCCAUCACCACCACCACCCCUUUCCCACCCUCAGAGAGCGCCAAACCCAUCACCACCGCUGCCGUCGGCACCUCCCCACCCGCCCUCCUUCCCUGGCUCGAAGGAGCGCUCACGUUCUGGGGCACCGAGCGCUGCUACCUGGACGCGUGGUCCUGGGCGCGCGACAAGGCGCAGCAGAGGAGCGGGGGCGGCGAGUCUGACCGUCCCAGCGGGGACGAGGCGCAGGAUGCCGACGGCGGCGCGCUGCGCCGCGAGUUCAUCCCCAACUGGAGCAGUCCCGAGUUUGCGGCGUUCGUGGACAGGCUGGGGACGCUGAUCGACGCUGCUGUGGUUGCGGUGCUGGAGGGGAAGGAGGGUGAGGAGAGGGAGCGGGUGAAGGCGGAAAUUCUGGGUAGAGUCGAGGGCAAGUGGAAGUCGCUUCUGGAGGCGGAGAGGCUCCAACCCGGUGAAGCGGCGUCUUCCAAGCUUAUUGUAGUUCUCAGCAGAAUCGAAACGACGCUCGAAGCGCUAGACAGCCGCCUCCAGGCGCUGGAGAACUCAUGGCCGACCCUCACGAACGGUGCGAAUGGCGUCGAAACAUCCUCGGACACCAACUCAGCUCGUAUCAAGUGGACCACCCAUACAGGUUUCGUCACAAAACACCGAGUGAAUCCCGACGGAAAGAAGGAACUGCAGGAGAUUGUUGUCGAGAAGGGGGAGCUGCUGGCGCUGCUGGCUCGCGUCUCCAGUCCAUGCCUCAAUCGUGACCGUGACUGGCUACUCAUCGACAGAGAACGUGGCCAAAAAAGCUUCAGCUUUCCGUUCACAGAGUUGCGUGCCUACCGGGACGUCCUCCGAUUCAUUUCCGGCGAGACCGGACCGGUGGAUGAUGAGCUCCGUGCGGUUUUCUCCGCGCAGCCAUUUUCCGUCCAGCUGCAGCGAGGUAUCACGGAUCUGUUGGAUUGCCUCAACGAACUUUCCGAUUUAAACUGGGCAAGGGACGCGAAGUUUGUUCGAAAUUCUGUUCUUUUCGACGACUUACCAACCAUUCUCUCCCCGGGGAUGCUACUUUUGGGCACCUCGGAGCAAGAUGCUCAGCAGGUUGUCGAAGUUUCCGCCUGCGAGAUGGUCUCAGUGUCGCCGACCUCUCGGAGCCUUGUGAUCGAUUGCUGGCAUUUCAGGUGGAACGGGUCGUCUUUCUCCCGGACGAGUUGCCGCUUUGUGCUGGAGCGGUUUAGCGGAACGAUGCCCGUAGAUCGCUUACCGUACCGGCCCCUCCUCAGCAUGGACUUCGGAAAAUCUAUCGCAGAGCUGAAACAUCUCAUGGAAAGAAAUAGAGCGCACCUUGAGGUCUUGAACAACAUUUCGAAAACUGAAAAUGGAGACUACCCGCUGUGCAAUUGGUUCCCUGGCGCAGAGAAUGACGCGGAGCAGCGAUCGGGGGACAGCGAGUGUGUCAUCCUGGACCCCGAAGCUUUCGCUCUAAACACCGCCGAAGGAACGACGACGCAGUCGAGCGUCCGCUGCUACUGCACGGUCUGUACCAACUCGUGGACCACGGCAAGCAUCUUGGAGAAUCCCAGAUACUUGUUGCUCGCACCUACAAGGGUGGAGGGCUUCCAUCUCAGAACCAAGAAAUGGGUUACGCUUCCCAUUCGCGAGCUUUGUCUCAGCCCGGAAAGCGAGAACGCGGACGCCAUGGACACUGCAUAUCUCGGCAAGGCCCGAACUUCGUCUCUCAAGAACAAGCUCGCCUCGUAUUUUGCGAAGCGCGCCAGGGUCCUGAGGAUGUCAAAGCGAGGUCAAUCUGCUAGCGUUGUGGAGCGAGGAUUGGGGCGAGGGUUAGUGCUUCACUUUCAAGGUCCGCGCGGCGCCGGGAAGAUGGCAGUUGCGUCGUCACUGGCUGCUCAUUCUCGACGGCCGCUUCUCUCCCUACGCCCUGGGGAUUUGGGGUUGGAACUGGCGACAUUUGAGAGGAAUCUCUCCUUUUACUCGGGCCUUAGCCUUCGCUGGGGGGCUGUUAUGUUGCUGGUCGAGGCAGAUGACUUGUUAAAGGCGAGGGAGCCAGCCGACAUGGCGCGCAAUGCCCUCAUCGCCGCUCUGGCAGACAAGCUCGAACAAUUCAGGGGAGUUAUGAUCUUCCUGUCGAGCCCGCUCGCGGAAUUGGAUCACGCGCUGGUCCCGUACGUCCAGCAGAUCAAGUUCUUUCUUAACCCCGAGCGAGUCCGGAACGUGUUCUGUCUCUACCUGGAUCAGCUCGACAAGGAUUUCGCUGAGUCCAGAGAUGAACUGGCGGAUUGGGUAGAGGAGGCUGUGGCGAAGUUGCAGCUGUCAGGAACGGAGGUGCGCGAAAUCUACCACGGCGCGGUUGAGCAAGCGAAAACCGAGAGGCGGAAGUUGGCUCUGAAGGAUCUCAUCAGUGCCUACACGACGAAGACCGGGCGACCAAGCGAAUGGGACUUCGUUACCGAUACAACGCUGUAUGGCAGCGAUCAGAACGGUCAGAGGGCAACGACGCCUCAGGUUGCUGAACAGUUAUUCCGACUCUUUGGCCCGGCCGCUUGGCUGCCCGACGAUGGGCGGUUGACACUCAACUUCACGGAGGCUUUCUUGUCUACUUGCGCAGCGCCAGCUAGGGCGCUGGAAACCAUCACACAACUGGGCAACCUCACACAACAGCUGCAUAGGACUGGCGGCAUUCAAAUUGUGGAUUGGGGUUGGCCGCAAGGCCUAUGGGCCCCAACUAAGGGUCUAGUAUAUCGAACCCAACCUCAACUGACAAAUGAAACUCCCAGAACCCCGGCAGAGCAAUGGGCAGACGCUGGGUUUACGCUCGGAAUACACCUAGUUGACGGCCAAGGUAGCAAACCGUGGAGGAGGCUGGUGCUUUCCAGAACUCAGCCGUGGUUCCAUACUGUCUUUUUCGAGUUGACUCGAUCUUUGGAUGAGACCCAGAGUCGGGGCGCUGCCGAGAUGAGGAACACUGUCCGUUUAUAUAACUGGAAGAUGUUCACAGCACCGGCAAUGCCAUUCCGUGAGUAUCGGAGCGACCCUAUCCGUUGGACUAUUGUCUGUCUUGUGCCGGAAAACUUCUGGAGUUUUGGGGAAGCGUACGAUGUCUGUGAGGCGCCGAAGCUCAGUUCACAGUCAGCAUGCUAUGUUGCCAUGGCGCUGGGCGCUGUACUCACCCGCUGGCGAGACGUCCUGAUGGCCUUUGACGCCCUGGCGGGUAGUAGCGGCGACGUGCUGCGACGGCAAGAUCAACUACAAGACAUCCUCUUCGACGAUGACGCCUUUUCGACGUCCAAGCGGUAUUUUUGGAUGCUCAACUUCAUCAACGAGGCCAUCAAGCUGCUGGACGACUCGAUGCAACAGUGCAGCCACUACCGAAAAUGGUUUGUAACGCCAUAUCAGAACGGCUCCCGAACCCGCCGAGAGUACUGGGAUUGCAAGUCGCAGGAAGUGCUAUCGCGGGCCGGGAAACAGGUGGAAGAGGCUUGUGAGGAGUUCAAGCUGUUGCGGCAGGAAUUUCAGGAAAGAUUGGAUCGCAUCACGGUUUUGAGGGACGGUCUAGGGGAGAACGUCAAGCUUCUCACCUUCGUCAGCAUCUUCUUCCUCCCACUCGGUCUCUGCGUGGCCAUCUGGAGCAUCAACGAAAACUACAGCCGCGCCAACCUCAUCCUCGUGACCGCCAUCGUCGCCGCCGCCACGUACGCCGUCACGUUCAACCUCAACAACCUGGUCGGCGGCCUGCGCGGCGUGUUGGCGCCGAGGCGCCGCGCGCUGCUCGAGCAGAUGGAGCGCGAUCCCGAAUGGAGAACGCUGGGCCUGAGGUUCAAGGCAUUCCAGCGGUCGGAGACGGGGACGCGGAGGCCGUCGGAGUGGUUGAUUGUGCUGUUCUGGGCGAGGCAGAUUGUGGACUGGAACAUCAGAAGCCAGGCGUCAACUGCGCUAUCACUUGCUCUCUAA